This is a messenger RNA of Phalaenopsis equestris, 1215 nucleotides long. Its product is annotated as protein FAR1-RELATED SEQUENCE 1-like. Gene Ontology annotation, molecular function: zinc ion binding. The transcript is spliced from 3 exons. Lineage: Eukaryota; Viridiplantae; Streptophyta; Magnoliopsida; Asparagales; Orchidaceae. The record is from RefSeq and is a predicted model, not a curated record. Gene Ontology annotation, biological process: regulation of DNA-templated transcription. Bases 1 to 1215 code for a protein of 404 amino acids.
AUGAAUGUGUUAGGAAAUCUAUAUGAGAAUGUUUGGUUUAUUAGCUUGUACAAUAUCAGGCAUAAGUGGUCAACAGCUUUCAACAAGGAGAUAUUUGGGAUGGGGAUCCUUUCAACACAAAGGAGUGAGUCGACGAAUAACAUUUGUCAUAAUGCCUCUAAGCCAACAAGCACCCUCACUGAGAGUUUCUUGGGUCUUGAAAAUGUCAUGAAAGCUUGGAGAAAGAAUGAGAGAGAUGAAGAUUUUAAAUCUGAACAGUCUGCAACUGUCCUCGCUGUAAAAAGUAGUCCUGUGUUGAGGCAAGGAGCUUUAGUUUAUACGAGGAAGCUAUAUUCAAUGUUUGAAGCAGAGUUGUUACAUGGUAUGUGUGGUCUUGCUGUGGAGUGCUCAGCCACUUCAAAUUUAGAAUUUUAUAUUAGAAACUUAGAUAAUGAGCACACAGUCAGACCGUGGAUUGUUAAGGUCGAUAAAGGUAAUUCUGAGAUUACAUGCAGUUGUAAAAAAUUUGAAAUGAUGGGGAUAUUAUGUGCUCACACUCUAAGAGUGCUUAACCAUGAGAAUAUAACAAAGAUCCCUGAUAAAUAUAUUUUACUGCGGUGGUUGGUUCAUGCAAAGAGGGAUAUAUAUAACAACUAUGGUUAUAAACAUUUGAAAGAUUCUCAAACUACAACAACUUGUUUGAGUGGUCUCAUAUAUCGAACGCACGUUCAUAAAUUUGCAUACCGGAUCAGCAUAUUAACUCAAGGUGAUGAACUUGCUGAAAACAACGUGCUGGAAACAUUAAGGAAACUAACACUCGAAUCUGAAGCCAUAUUGAAUGGGAAAAAUCCUCAGGAAAUGCCAAUGUCAAAGAAGAAAAAGACACCGAAUAAACCACACAAUUUGAAAGACCCAACGAAGAUGCGGUCAAAAGGCGUUUCCAAUGCUAGAUUAAAAGGCUUUUGGGAGAAGAAUAACCGAUCAAAAAGAAAGGAUAAAGAAGUUGUUUCAAGUCAAGAAGCAUUUCAGCCAUCAAAUCCAAGCCAAUUUUCAAUGUCGGAUCAGUAUAGUCAGGAAAUACAAUUAUUUGAAGACCCAUCUCUGCUACAGGGUCUAUUAUUGGUUCUUCAGAAAUUUGUUGUUCUUCUACUAUGGUGGUGGUAUGUACAGCAGCGUCUUCCUCGAGAUCAUCGCCUCAUCGACUUCACCAGUUGUUUUUCGUCUCUUCAGUUCUAA